Molecule: messenger RNA, 2089 nt
Organism: Notechis scutatus (mainland tiger snake)
Lineage: Eukaryota; Metazoa; Chordata; Lepidosauria; Squamata; Elapidae
Gene: FBXO22
Product: F-box protein 22
Biological process (GO): positive regulation of proteasomal ubiquitin-dependent protein catabolic process; regulation of skeletal muscle fiber development; protein polyubiquitination
Molecular function (GO): protein binding
Source: RefSeq, a predicted model, not a curated record
GUGGGGGGGGGGGCACGCGCGGCCUGCGGUUGUCAUGGAGCCCGACCCCAAGAGCGGCUACGUGCUGAGCAGCCUCGCCGAGGUGGUGGAGCGGAUCCUCGGCUUCCUGCCCACCAAGGCCCUCCUGCGGGCGGCCUGCGUGUGCCAGCUAUGGCGGGAAUGUUCCCGCAGAAUCCUGCGAACACAGCAGGGUAUCACCUGGGUCUCUGCCCUGGAGCCAGACCCAUCCAACAGUCACGUUCUGGUCCACGUGUUAGCAGAAGACAUUGAGAAAGUUCAAGUCCUCCCCCAGACAGUGUUAUAUAUGAUAUCAGAUGCAGAGACGUUCAGUGAAAACAGAGAGAUUUCUGGCAAUAGUCUGAAGAAAGCACGGCGAAGAUACAGUAAAGAAAUCGCGUCCGCCUUGGAAAAACUGCUCCCCACACGAUGCCAGGUGCUUGGUCUCGCGACACCUGGAGUUGUAGUUACCCCCAAAGGCUCCGGCAGCCAUCGUCCCUUGGAGGUUGAAGAAGGAGAGGCCGGCUUCGCCCUGCUCUUCCCCAAAAUCGAUGGGGUGAAGAUUCAGACCUUCCAUUUUUUUAAAGACCCAAAGAGCCAAGGCAUCGACGAAGGACAGUUUGCUGAAGCAGGUCUUAAGAACAACCCCGACCUCAGAGCCGUGCUUCUCUUCGGAUACAACAGCUGGAAGACGGGAUCGCCACGAUUCUUCCGCCAAAUUGUCAAUCGCCUGAACGAAAAAAGCAUCAUCUUAGCGGGUGGAUACGUAGACAGCAUUACGUCCCUGACUUGUCACACCCAGCCUGCCGAGUCGUGUGGCGUGGUCAGCCUGGCGUUCAGCGGUGCCCAGAUCCAGUGCGCCUCCGUCCUGCUGGACCAGGACGUCACGGACGAGAAGUUAGCCGAAGCGGCCAUGCGGCGCCUGAAGGCGGCCAACAUCCCUGAGCGCCACAGCCUGGCCUUCAUGUUCGCCUGCGUGGGCAGGGGGCGCCAGCAUUACCAGAACAAAGUGAACCUGGAGGCCGACACUUUCCGGAAGUUCUUCCCGGCCGUGCCGCUGUUCGGUUUCUUCGGGCACGGGGAGAUCGGCUGCGACCGAAUCGUGACGGGGAAUUUCGUCCUCCGGGAAUGUCGCGAGGCCAAGGACAACCUCCUGCACAGCUACACCACGGUGGUGAUGCUUCUGCACUUUGGUUCGGCUAAAGGCAAUCAAGCUUAAACAUCUCUCUCCUCUCCCUUUCUCUCUCUCUCUCUCUCUCUCUUUUCUCUUCUGCCAUUGUGCGGUUGUCGCUAGGCUGCAACGAGUGGCGAGGAGCGGGCCAUUCUGGGCACGCCGUUCAGAGUCCCUCCCGAAACAAACAAGGAAAGCGGCCCCGUCGACUUUAGGCCUCCCUGAUGACGUGAUCUUAAAUUCGGGGAAGAAAAAGAUGAGUUUUUUAAUUCCCCCUUUUCUGAAACAGAAAGUGCUUCGUAUCCAUACGGUUAGAUUUUUUUUUUUACUUCAUUCCAGCAGUUGCAAAUGAUGGUGGUUUAAGCAUCACCAGUGCUUUCGUACUGGGGGGGGGGGGGAAUAUCCUUUCCCCCCCCUUGCUGUUAGUGGAUUACAGAACAAGUCAGCCCAUGAACUAAGCCUGUCUUAAGCUAAGCCUGUUAUUGUUUGUCUCUGGCAGUGCAAAGUUUCAGGUCUGAACUGAGCUCUUUAAAUCAUCUGUUAAGGGGCAAAGGGGCCCAUGGAGGCCUAGUCAAAUUUGAAACCACGUUUGCACUUGAAUAUUCAUCGUUUUGGUCCAGAGAGGAUUCGAUGGUCUGAAUUCUUGGGCUUAUCUUGGUAAAACACUGGAAGUUGGGCCAUCUUGUUCACUAGCUAGUUUAUAUUUUAUAUAUAUAUAUUGUACUAGUUGCCUGCUUUUUAAUCGCUUUGGUUGUAGGAAAAUAUCCCUUGGGGUUCUUAAAUAUAUGGAGGAACCUCACGAUUUGUCUGAUUUGGUUUGAAUUCUGCUGUUGAGUGUUUUAAAUAUGAAUUCUUGGGAUCUGGAACUGUCUAAACGACAACAGUCUGAAAGCAUACACUAAUAAGGUUUUCUUCCUGUGC